AGCAGCAGCGCCAUGAGCCAAAUUUGCCAGCAGCCCUUCGCGCCUCGGCCGAACGGCUCUCCGGCGGCGAGCGGGGCGCGGAGGAACGACAGCCGCGACUACCUGCUGAUGGACUCGGAGGCGUGUGAGGAGAACUGCGCGACGUCCUACGCUUACUACCCCGCUAGAGGCGCCGAGAACAGACAUGCCCUCCGACAGCAGACUGUUGUCCGAGAGAAAGGCAGGAGGCUUGCAAAUCGCGGACCGGCAUAUAUGUUUAAUGACCACUCAACUAGCCUUUCUAUUGAAGAGGAGCGUUUUUUGGAAGCGGCAGAAUAUGGCAACAUUCCCGUGGUCCGCAAGAUGCUGGAGGAAUGUGCCUCGCUCAACGUGAACUGUGUGGACUACAUGGGGCAGAAUGCUCUGCAGCUCGCCGUCGCGAAUGAGCACCUGGAAAUCACCGAGCUCUUGCUUAAUAAGGAGAACCUGUCACGGGUUGGGGAUGCCCUGCUCUUGGCCAUUAGCAAAGGUUACGUCCGGAUAGUAGAAGCCAUCUUGGGUCACCCUGCGUUCGCCGAAGGCAAGAGGCUGGCCACGAGCCCCAGCCAAUCGGAGGUGCAGCACGAUGACUUUUAUGCCUACGACGAGGACGGCACCCGCUUCUCUCACGAUGUGACCCCCAUCAUCCUAGCUGCUCACUGCCACGAGUACGAAAUCGUGCACACCUUGCUGAGGAAAGGCGCUCGCAUCGAGAGGCCUCACGACUACUUCUGCAAAUGCAGCAAAUGCAACGAGAAGCAAAAGCACGAUUCCUUCAGCCAUUCCAGGUCCAGGAUCAAUGCCUACAAAGGUCUGGCCAGCCCUGCUUACCUUUCCUUGUCUAGUGAGGACCCUGUAAUGAUUGCCUUAGAACUAAGCAACGAGUUGGCUGUGCUUGCUAACAUUGAAAAAGAAUUCAAGAAUGAUUACAAAAAAUUGUCUAUGCAGUGCAAAGACUUUGUGGUUGGACUUCUUGAUUUAUGCAGAAACACAGAAGAAGUAGAAGCUAUUUUAAACGGAGAUGUUGAGCUGCACCACGGGGAGCACGGACGCCCUAGCCUUAGCCGCCUUAAACUUGCCAUAAAGUAUGAAGUCAAAAAGUUUGUAGCACAUCCAAACUGCCAGCAACAACUCCUCUCCAUCUGGUAUGAGAAUCUGUCAGGUUUACGACAACAGACGAUGGCGGUGAAGUUUUUAGUGGUUCUUGCUGUUGCUGUUGGGCUGCCAUUCCUGUCGAUGGCUUAUUGGAUCGCUCCAUGCAGUAAGUUGGGUAGAAUAAUGCGCGGACCCUUUAUGAAAUUUGUGGCACAUGCAGCCUCCUUCACCAUUUUCCUUGGUUUGCUGGUCAUGAAUGCGGCAGACAGGUUUGAUGGCACCAAACUGAAGCCCAAUGAAAGCAGAACGGAUGGAAAACAGCUGUUCAGGAUGAAAACCUCGUGCUUCUCGUGGAUGGAGUUGCUUAUUAUCUCAUGGGUAAUAGGUAUGAUAUGGUCUGAGUGUAAAGAGAUUUGGUCCCAAGGUCCCAAGGAAUACCUGUUUGAGUUGUGGAAUAUGCUGGAUUUCGGGAUGCUAGCUAUUUUUGCAGCUUCAUUCAUUGCGAGGUUCAUGGCAUUUUGGCAUGCUUCCAGAGCCCAGAGCGUGGUCGAUGCGGAUGCAGAUAUGAAGGACUUGAAAACGGCGACAUUGCAUCCCAAUAUAAAAUACUACACUUUGGCAAGAAUAGACUGGGAUCCAUCCGACCCUCAAAUCAUAUCUGAAGGCCUGUAUGCAAUCGCUGUGGUCUUAAGCUUCUCAAGAAUCGCCUAUAUUCUGCCAGCCAAUGAGAGCUUCGGACCUCUACAGAUAUCGCUUGGCAGAACUGUGAAAGACAUAUUCAAGUUCAUGGUCAUAUUUAUCAUGGUUUUUGUGGCCUUCAUGAUAGGAAUGUUUAACCUCUACUCUUACUACCUGGGGGCAAAGCAAAACGAAGCCUUCACUACAGUGGAAGAAAGCUUCAAGACUUUGUUCUGGGCAAUAUUUGGACUCUCAGAAGUGAAAUCAGUUGUCAUAAACUAUAGGCACAAAUUUAUUGAGAACAUUGGUUAUGUCCUUUAUGGGGUUUACAACGUCACCAUGGUUAUUGUUCUGUUGAACAUGCUUAUCGCGAUGAUCAACAGCUCAUUCCAAGAGAUUGAGGAUGAUGCUGAUGUGGAAUGGAAGUUUGCAAGAGCAAAACUGUGGUUCUCCUAUUUUGAGGAGGGCAGAACACUCCCAGUGCCAUUCAACCUAGUGCCUAGCCCCAAAUCUCUGAUUUACUUCUCGCUCAGAAUAAAGAAGUGGAUUUUUAAGUUGUUGUUUUGCAGUAGAAAAGGUUUCCAGGAAGACGCUGAGAUGAAUAAGCUAGGUCAAAGUAAGGAAUCGAGUAUAAGAAGCUCAGAUGACCUCAACUUAAACAGCUUAAGGAACCCUCAAAGGAAGUAUCAGAAAAUUAUGAAACGUCUUAUAAAGCGAUACGUACUGAAAGCUCAAGUGGACAAAGAAAGUGACGAAGUCAAUGAAGGUGAGCUGAAAGAAAUUAAACAGGACAUCUCAAGCCUCCGUUACGAGCUCCUUGAAGAAAAAUCACAGAACACAGAAGACCUGGCAGAACUCAUCCGGAAACUUGGGGAGAAACUGUGUAUUGAGCCAAAACAGGAACAAAGGACUUCUCUCUGAAAAAGAAAGUGGGGGGGGGGGACACUCCUCCUCCAUGCAAGCUGGCAGUCCAGUGAAAGCCAUAUCAGUUCUAUCUACACCCCACUCCCCACUCCCCCCGCAAUUCUUCUUCAGUCGUAAUUGACACUUUUGCAGCAGCUACAAAAGUAGAUACAUCUUGACAAUUCUUUUUCUUUUUGGUUAACUGGGGAAAAACCGGCAUUUUGAGCAGAUGUUAUUUAACCCCAUCCACGGAGGCCAACUCAGCCAUUGGAAGGAACAGACAUAAAAUAUGGUUUGAGAAGCCGCACAAUUAAAGACUUUAAUUACUGGUUCUACUGGUGCCAGGGAGCUCUCUUGUCCUCUCACUCUCUUUCACACUCCCACUAACGUGCACACAUAUUUUGACACUUCAAACGUAUGCACACUUAAGAAGUACAUUCCACUGAGAUGAAUGAGGCUUACAAAUUAAGCAUUUAGGAAUAAGGUUCUGAUCACUUUCUUUUCUU
Molecule: messenger RNA, 3200 nt
Organism: Lacerta agilis (Sand lizard)
Lineage: Eukaryota; Metazoa; Chordata; Lepidosauria; Squamata; Lacertidae
Gene: TRPC6
Product: transient receptor potential cation channel subfamily C member 6
Exons: 12
Coding region: 13-2712 (899 amino acids)
Biological process (GO): manganese ion transport; calcium ion transmembrane transport; regulation of cytosolic calcium ion concentration
Cellular component (GO): cation channel complex; membrane
Molecular function (GO): store-operated calcium channel activity; inositol 1,4,5 trisphosphate binding; protein binding
Source: RefSeq, a predicted model, not a curated record